UAGGCAAAAUAAAAUAAAAUGAUAUCAUUAAUGUCAAUCCUUCCCCCCUCACUCUUUAAAUUCUAGAGAAGAGUAAAUUAAUUACCUAAUUAUUCCUCUCCAUCUUUGCUAAUUAACAAAAUCUAGGGUUUAUAAUUUCACCACAACUACUGUUUGUUUAUUUCCCCAUUUUUGAAUUCUUCUUAUCUUCUAGCAGGCUAAUAUUCAAGGCAAGUACUACAAAAGACUAGCAGGACGGAAGUUUAGAUACUCGACAGCAACUUCUGAGAAUGAGCCAAGAAGCUAUUCAAGGGAACAGCUCCUAUGGUGCAGUAACUCUUCCUGUCAAGCGGGGGCGAGGACGGCCACGCAAGGAUAGCAACCUAAAGCGUGUAAAAACUGCUCAUUUUCCAUCAGGGAUUAAACAAACAAAAGAGAUCCGACCCCAACAAGUAGAUACGGUUAAUGUUGCAAAUGAUGAAAUGAUAGGUCAGGCUGUUACAGGUGUUGUCGAAACUGCAUUUGAUGCUGGUUAUUUUCUGAAUGUUAGGAUUGGCGACUUAAAUUUCAGGGGUGUUGUUUUUAAGCCGGGGCAUUUUGAUCCUGUCACAGCAGAAAAUGAUGUGGCACCACAUGUUCCGAUGAUUAUAAGGAAUGACAUUCAUCUACCCAUUAGAAACCAAAUUCAGGUACAUGGCCAUAAUCGGAGGCCUCAGCUAAGUUUAUCGGCUCCAACAACAGCUCCUCCUUCUGGCCAUUUGGUGGGAGCCUGCAGUGCUGUUGUUCCUGUUGUCCUUCAACCUGUCAACCCGACCAAUGGAUUUCCACCUACUACACAAGCUCCUCCAGAUUCAUCCCAAGCUGCUCAUAUGACAGCUGCUCUAAAGGAGAGAAGUUUGCCAACCAUUGCUCCCUUGGCUACGCUGCCACCUGAUGGAUCACUUAUUGAAAUGACCAAUGGCGUUGAGGCCUCUCAUAAGUUGUCAGCAGGGAACUUGAAUGUGGUCGUGGAACGAGAUAUUGGCGACAUGAAUGAGCCUCCUUCUAUAGAAACAAGCGAUUCUAUGGAUUCCCCUCUUCCCAUCUCUGUUUCAAAACCAUUGAUGAAUUACGGGAUUGGCAGGAUGACAGAGCUUUUACAGGCAGUGCAGGAAAAUCUGAUGGAGAACCAGGUGCUUCAUGGCGAAGAGCUUAUUAGAACGAGGAGUCCAAACACGGAUGGUUAAAGAGAGGAAUCAAAAGUGAUAUCUGAUUUCUCGCAUCCCUUAGCUCGGAGAGACCUUGACAACACUCAUACGGAUGUGGUUCAAUUUCUUCUGAAGUUGUACCUUGUCUUCUCCAUGGAAUGACACAUCCGGGGCGAAAAAAGACCAGAAAAUGGUCAAGGUUGGGAAUCAAAAGCUCUUAUGUUUAGCAUUUAGAGGGGUCAUUGUUUUGUUACUUUCUUAAUUUGUUCUUUAGGUGAUGUGAUGAAGAAAUUGUCUAAAAUGCUACUUU
Solanum stenotomum is the source of this 1476-nucleotide messenger RNA. RefSeq lists its product as uncharacterized. Lineage: Eukaryota; Viridiplantae; Streptophyta; Magnoliopsida; Solanales; Solanaceae. Bases 270 to 1205 code for a protein of 311 amino acids. The transcript is spliced from 3 exons. The record is from RefSeq and is a predicted model, not a curated record.